This is a messenger RNA of Hyaloperonospora brassicae, 360 nucleotides long. NCBI's taxonomy places the organism in Eukaryota, Oomycota, Peronosporomycetes, Peronosporales, Peronosporaceae. The record is from the annotation of a GenBank genome assembly.
AUGGGGCCGUACAUUCGCGUCAAGCGAAGGAACCAGACAGUGUUCGUGGAUGUGCAGCCGAGUGACUCGUUCCGUAGCGUAAAGGAAAAGCUCGGCGUGCUGUUUCAUGUACCGUGGACGAGUAUCCAGCUCUGGGAGGGACUGAAUAAGAAAGACAGCAAGGAGUUUGUCGAUGGCGCGACGUUAGCAGACCAUGAAGUGCCGAAUGAUGCGGUGGUGUACAUGUGCUGGAAGAAAGAGAACUCAGAUGAAUGGGAAGAGCUGAGUGUAGCCAAAGUGGAAGCCCUGGAGGCUGGGGACGCUUCGAAGUCAACGGGAGGCAAUGGAUCAGGAGGGAACGGGACAACCGCCGAGUCGUAG